Molecule: messenger RNA, 969 nt
Organism: Sesamum indicum (sesame)
Lineage: Eukaryota; Viridiplantae; Streptophyta; Magnoliopsida; Lamiales; Pedaliaceae
Source: RefSeq, a predicted model, not a curated record
AAUUCUUACAUUUCACAAGAACUGGAAAAGAACAUUCGAAAGCUACAUGCCAUCACCAAGAAUGCAGUCACAGAUGGAAGAUACAUUGUUUUUGGAGCUGGCUCAACCCAACUCCUCAACGCUGCAGUUUACGCCCUUUCCAUGAAUAUGUCCUCACCUGCCAAAGUCGUUGCAGAAAAGCCUUUCUAUCCGGUUUAUAAAGAACAAACAGAAUUCUUCAAAGCAAAGCUGUUUGAGUUUCAUGGAGAUGCAUCCUUAUUGAGAAACGGUACUUCAAAUACUAUUGAAAAUGUGAUUGAGUUUGUAGCUUCGCCAAAUAAUCCAGACGGCAACUUAAAGAAAGCUGUCUUAGAAGGCCCUUCUGUGAAAACUAUUCAUGACUAUGCUUAUUAUUGGCCGCAUUACACCGCAAUUCCAGCCCCAGCCGAUGAAGACCUAAUGAUUUUUACAAUGUCCAAGUUAACUGGCCAUGCUGGGAGUAGAUUCGGAUGGGCUAUAGUGAAAGACAAGGAUGUAUACGAAAACAUGCUGAAAUAUAAGUCAUUGGCUGAUUCCGGCACAUCAAAGGACACUCAACUAAGAGCAUUAAAGCUCAUCAAGGUAGUUCUUGAAGAUGGUGGCCAAGGAAUUUUCAACUUCGCAUACAAAACAAUGAGAGGUCGAUGGACAAAACUAAACCACGUCUUGUCGUUGUCAAAGCGUUUCAAACUCCAAGAAAUCCCACCUUCGUUCUGCAAAUAUUCCCAAACAGUGAGAGGAGCAUCUCCAGCUUUCGCAUGGCUGAAAUGCGCCAAGGAAGAAGAUUCAAAUUGCCACAAAGUACUCCAUCAUGAAGCAAACAUCCUAGGCCGCGAGGGUGGCUCAUUUAAUGCAGAGGAUCGUUAUGUCCGUCUUAGCCUUGUGAAGAGUGCUGAUGACUUUAACUUACUAUUGGAUCGUCUGAAAGAGCUAGUAUCCAUGGAAGAGCAG